AUGGGCCAGUUGCUGAACAGCGCCAAUUUAAAGGCGCUCACAUAUGGGAUCAUGAAUGUGAUCUCGGCCUCAGGCAUUGUCUUUGCCAACAAGGCAGUUUUCCAAACCUACGGCUUCCACUUCACGUAUGCUCUGACGUGGAUCCACACAGUCUUCACGCUUGUGGGGAUGCGAGUCUUUGCAGCAGCAGGGAUGUUCCCUGUCAAGCCCAUAUCGCAGCGCCGACUGGUGCCCCUUGCUGCGGCCUACGUUGCGUACAUCGUCCUUUGCAAUCUGAGCCUUAAGGUCAACACGGUGGGCUUCUAUCAGGUCAUGAAGAUCGCGGUUGCACCCACCGUCAUAGGCCUAGAGCUGGUAAUGUUUCGUCGCGUGCCGCCCCUGCGCAUUGUGGCGUCGGUGAUGGUGGUGUGCUUAGGCAUUGGCGUGGCGACGGUCACAGAUACACAGAUGGUGUCGAACCUGGUGGGCAUUGCAGUGGGUGUGGGUGCCACUAUCAUGACGGCGCUCUACCAAAUCUGGGCGGGAUCUAAACAACGAGAGCUCAAGGCAAGCAGCAUGCAGCUGCUGCACGCCUACACGCCUCAGGCUACCCUCAUGCUAGGGAUACUGGUGCCGCUCUGUGAGCCAAUGGGCUGGGCAGUGAUGGCGGCACCCGUGCCGGCGCCUGGCGGCGCCGACGGCGCCGCCGCGUUGCUGCCUCCUUCUCUGCCGCCGCAGCGGCCCCCAGGCACCCUCCUCGCCUACCACUACACUCCCAUUGCGGUGGCGGCCAUCCUCAUCUCCGCUGUGCUGGGGCUGCUGGUCAGCCUGUCGACCUUCCUAGUAAUUGGCGCCACUUCCAGCCUCACAUACAACGUAGUGGGGCACCUGAAGACCGUCAUUAUCCUUACGGGCGGUUGUCUGUUGUUCGGGGAUUCGAUGCCGGCAAAAAAACUACUAGGCGUGUGCAUCGCCAUGGGGGGCAUUGCGUGGUACACGCAGCAAAAGCUCGCGUCCAGCAAAGCCCCGGGUGCCGCUAGCGGCGAUCCCACACCGGCGCCGAUUCGGACGCCGUUGCUGCCGAUCACAGGCACCGCCUCCUCCAAUCCGCCUAUAACGGUCAAGUCAGUGUACACGGCGUCCGUGGCGAGAACUGCCCGCCGUGGCGGGUCGGGCGGGAUCAGCGGGGCGCCGCACGGGCAGCAGCAGCAUCACUCACACCGGCAGUAGCAGCACUUUGUUGCUGCUGUUACUUUUGCUGCAGUGGCAGUAGCACCGUGGCAGCGGCGGCCAUUAAAGACCACUAGAGGUUGUAGCAGCAGGGGUUGGAAAGGAAGGAAGGUCGUGGCGCCCGCAGUGGCUGUUGUCCUCCCGGGGUAAUUGAGCAGGGAGGGCUGGAAAUGGCUAUAGCAAGCCGCAUCACUGGGACCUGAAAACCGCUGCGGUGUGUUUUCACCUGCUGCUGCUGCUGUUGUAGCAGUAGCAGUAGCAGUACAGUGAAUGUAUAGCCUUAUUAAGGCGUUAUUGAUUGAAACAGAGAGCUCAGAGUGCCGGAGAGCGUGCAGGAGAUUUGUCCGUAAUACGGUGCGGUACGGUUGGCCUGCUGAAAAUGCUAACGCGGCAGCUUGGGCUGGCUAUUCUUGCGCGGGCGGGCGGCUAUCGUUUUGCGGUGGCAACUCGUUGCCUUGCCCAAAUUGCGGUUGGUCAUUUGUAGAUGCACCGUGUGGGUUUUGGCAGGACGCCUGUUGGUAGGUGCGAUUUCCGAUGAAUGGGGGUUAAGUUCGGUUUCGGUUGGUAGUUGUUGGGCCCUAUAUGGGCGGUGUAUGCUAUAGCCUGUGCGGCAAUGCGUAUCAUGCCAUUGGUUGUCCUGAUUUCGGAGUUCUUUUGGUGUCCAUUUUGAGGCGUGUUUUGGGACUCCUGACUCGAUUCGUGGCGCGGGGCUCUCUUUAUCCUAUGUAUCAUCCUCUCUAUUAUCUGACGAUUGUUUGGUUUCUUUUCUUGGGACAUUGCGAGUUUAGAUGUAAGGUUCCUGGGGCUUAUGGAAUGGUAGUGUUUGCAGCGCUGCGUGGGAAGGGGUGGGUGGGGAAAGAGUUUCAGGAUUGCAGGGCUUCGGAAUUUCCCCGCAUUGUCCUAAUCGCACUGUGAUGCAAGGCGCUGGUGGAACGCGCUGAAGUAUGCUAUAUACCGAUGAACCGCCGGAAGGUGCUGUAACCUUUCGCAGCCU
Messenger RNA from Volvox carteri f. nagariensis, 2203 nucleotides. RefSeq lists its product as uncharacterized. The transcript has 4 exons. The record is from RefSeq and is a predicted model, not a curated record. The coding region runs from base 1 to 1209 and encodes 402 amino acids. Gene Ontology annotation, cellular component: Golgi apparatus. Lineage: Eukaryota; Viridiplantae; Chlorophyta; Chlorophyceae; Chlamydomonadales; Volvocaceae. Gene Ontology annotation, molecular function: antiporter activity.